ACAACGUGCGCCGUUGGCACUGCUGUGAAAAGUGUACUUGGACAAAACCGAGCAAUACUGACCAGAUGGGUUACCGUUAUUUCCGUUUGUCCAUGAGAAGUGACAGGACGCUUACUUGACUCCCACUGUGGCUGAAAGAGAAACUAUUUCUGACAUAUAUAUAUGACUUAUAGAGGUUGUGUGCUCACCCGUGGCUCCUACCUUCUUCCCCAGCGCAACUUUGAAGAGGAACCAACUUUUCCAGGUGAAAGAUGUCUGUGAGCAAUCACGAGAACCGGAAGUCGAGAUCCAGCUCCGGCUCCAUGAACAUCCAGCUGUUCCACAAGGCGUCCCACGCGGACAGCCUGCUCACGCAGCUGAACCUGCUGCGCAAACGGCGGGUGUUCACCGACGUGGUGCUGCGGGCGGGGCACCGCGCCUUCCCCUGCCACCGCGCCGUGCUGGCCUCCUGCAGCCGCUACUUCGAGGCCAUGUUCGGCGGCGGCCUGAAGGAGAGCCGCGACGCCGAGGUCAACUUCCACGACUCGCUGCACCCCGAGGUGCUGGAGCUGCUGCUGGACUACGCCUACUCGGCCCGCGUCAUCAUCAACGAGGAGAACGCCGAGUCGCUGCUGGAGGCCGGCGACAUGCUCCAGUUCCACGACAUCCGCGACGCCUCCGCCGACUUCCUCGAGAAGAACCUGCACCCGUCCAACUGCCUGGGGAUGAUGCUGCUGUCGGACGCCCACCGCUGCGAGCGCCUCUACGAGCUCUCCUGGAGGAUGUGCCUGGCCAACUUCGCCACGCUCUUCAAGACCGAGGACUUCCUGGGCCUGCCCAAGGACAAGGUGCAGGAGCUGAUCUUCAGCGAGGAGCUGGAGGUGGAGGACGAGAGCCUGGCCUACGAGGCCGUCAUCGACUGGGUGAAGGCGGACGUGGAGCGGCGGAUGGCGCACCUCCCCGAGCUCCUCCGCUGCGUCCGGCUGGCGCUGCUGCCCGAGACCUACCUGCUGAAGAACGUGGCCUCCGAGGAGCUGGUGAUGAGCCACAAGGUGGGCCGGGAGAUCGUGGAGGACGCGGUCCGCUGCAAGAUGAGGAUCCUGCAGAACGACGGCGUGGUGACGGGCUUCUGCGCCCGGCCCCGCAAGGUCAGCCAGGCCCUGCUGCUGCUCGGCGGCCAGACCUUCAUGUGCGACAAGGUCUACAUGAUCGACCACAAGACCAAGGAGAUCACGCCCAAGACGGACAUCCCCAGCCCGCGCAAGGAGUGCAGCGCCUGCGCCAUCGGCUGCAAGGUCUACGUCACGGGGGGCCGGGGGUCCGAGAACGGGGCCUCCAAGGACGUCUGGGUCUACGACACCUUGCACGACGAGUGGUCCAAGGCCGCGCCCAUGCUGGUGGCGCGGUUCGGUCACGGUUCGGCCGAGCUGGACCACAUCCUCUACGUGGUGGGCGGGCACACCUCCCUGGCCGGCUCCUUCCCGGCCUCCCCGUCCGUGUCGCUCAAGCAGGUCGAGCAGUACGACCCGCAGACCAACAAGUGGACCCUGGUGGCCCCGCUGCGGGAAGGGGUGAGCAACGCCGCCGUCGUCGGGGCCAAGAACAAGCUCUUCGCCUUCGGCGGCACCAGCGUCAACCGGGAGAAGUUUCCCAAGGUGCAGUGCUUCGACCCGUGCCAGAACCGCUGGUCGGUGCCCGCGGUGUGCCCCCAGCUCUGGCGCUACACGGCCGCGGCGGUGGUGGGCAACCACGUGGUGGUGAUCGGCGGCGACACGGAGUUCUCCGCCAGCUCGGCCUACCGCUUCAACAGCGAGACCUUCCAGUGGUCCAAGUUCGGGGACGUCACGGCCAAGCGGAUCAGCUGCCACGCGGUGGCGUCCGGCAACCGGCUGUACGUGGUGGGGGGCUACUUCGGGGCCCAGCGAUGUAAAACCCUGGACUGUUACGACCCCUCCACGGACACUUGGGACAGCAUCACCAGCGUCCCGUACUCGUUAAUCCCCACUGCGUUCGUCAGCACCUGGAAGUAUCUGUCUGCCUAGGGCCGAGAGGACAACAUACCGUUGAUGAGCACCGCGGUCUGGAAUGCGUGUGUGUCGCCGUUGGUGGAAUGCCGUGGGGCGGAGGAUUUUCGGGCGGGGUUCGGGGAUUGGAGGGUGGGGGCGGGGGGUGUUGGAGUAAGGGUGAAAGAAAGAUGGGAAUCCUCCACAGCAGUGGGAAUCACAAGGACAUCUCACAUCGGAUCAGCCUGGGAAAGAGGGGGCUGAGGUCAUGGACCGGACCGUGGAAACCGGAAUCUCGGAAUCUCCCUCCCCCGUCCCGUCCCCUUCUCCACGCUAACAGAGGUCCCUGCGCUCCGGGCAGGAGCUACAACUCGGAUGGGAACGGACACGUAACCAUGGCUACGACGCAGUUAGCGCCGCUGGGCUGUGACUGGGGCCUGUCACAAACGUGGCUGAAUCAAGCCCCGUGGGUACUGGCUAACCGGGCUUUAUGGGACUGCUAUAGGAGGUGUAGCCUAGUGUAAAAUCCAGCUAUGACCAGCUUGAAAUGACCAGCUACCAGCUGUUUCAAAACAUAGCUUGAGCUGGUCAAACCAUGUUGAGAGUGGAGCUUGUCUGAACUGGUCAACCAGCUACCAGCUGUUUCAAAACCUAGCUUGAGCUGUUUUUUUUUCCCCAGCAGAGUAGGGCCAUAGCCUGAGCAGCCAUUUUGUUUGCUAACACUCUCCUGCAUCUCAUGUGGAGGAUUCUACUUGCGGUAUCUGCACAACGGAUUCCGAAAUCGCCUGCAAGUUACUGUAACAAACUACCACAGUUUGAAUAAAAAAGCUAACAGUUUACAUUUUGUUGUUUGUCCGUUUAAAGUUUUUUGAGACAUGUUUUCUUCACGUCUUCAGUAACCCAAGAGUUCCUUAGUCCUGCUAAGCUGUAGGACGGGGGUUGUGUUACUCUUAAGUCAAGAAUACAGGCCAUGCUUACACAUUUGGAAGCUGUGUUCGGGAAGCAGAUAGUUUUGUACACAAAAACAUGUCCCUGAUUUAUUUUUAGUUCUGGAGUCAUGUUGCCUUCAAUUUUGGUUAUCUAAAUUUGUAUCUUCUUUCUGUACUUAAAAUUGCUAUGCAGAGAAUGUGACUUAUGAAUGAAGAUGCUUUUUCCACACUGUAAGAGUUUCUGUCUGCGUGUCUGAUGUAGUGUCUACUGUUUUGCCAUGUUUGUGUACGUGUGUAUGAAUUCUCAGGGAUUUCUAUUUGUUUGUUUAUCACAGUCGUAAUGUAGCACCCAUCUACCUUCUUGCAUUAAUGCUAAAUAGCAUUUUCCAGCCUUUUUAGGAUCAUUGUGCUAAGUGUCAGUGGCAUUUUCUUCUGUCUUUAAUUUAUCUGUUGCACAGAAACUAAAUUGCUUUGCUCCUUUUUUCUGGCAAUGCCUUAUUAGUGGAUCGAGAUUGAUAAAUAUUUGCUUUAAAUAUGUUUUUUGUGGGUUUUUUUGGUCAAAUGGCCUUUGAUUUGCACAUAAUUUUUAACCUUUGUCUUAAUUAUUGGUUACUGUUGUUUCUUCCCUGUGACAGUUUUGAAUGACUCUGUAGGAGAAUCGUAGCAUGUUUUUGAGUAUUUUUUUACAUAUGUACCUUUUUCUGAACCUUUACAGAAGAAAGCAAUGUUACUACAUGUUAUGAGCUUUUUUUGAUGCUAUUGUUGAUAUUGUAAGGUAUGUACAUGAUAAAAAUAUUUGUGGAAUGACUUUUUGUAACAAUAAAUUAACUCUUUAAAAAUAAACUAAAA
Molecule: messenger RNA, 3760 nt
Organism: Conger conger (European conger)
Lineage: Eukaryota; Metazoa; Chordata; Actinopteri; Anguilliformes; Congridae
Gene: enc3
Product: ectodermal-neural cortex 3
Exons: 3
Coding region: 252-2021 (589 amino acids)
Molecular function (GO): protein binding
Source: RefSeq, a predicted model, not a curated record